Molecule: messenger RNA, 1414 nt
Organism: Striga asiatica
Lineage: Eukaryota; Viridiplantae; Streptophyta; Magnoliopsida; Lamiales; Orobanchaceae
Source: the annotation of a GenBank genome assembly
AUGGAGAGGAAGAGAGCUGUUGAGGAGAUACAAGAAACGUCCGAACAUGGACAUAACUCCGAGCUCACUGUCCGACAGACACAGAUAGAAAUGGCGACAACUCAUGAUCAGACGCCAAUCUGGGAAGAAAUCGACCGCGCCGAAAAUUAUCUCGUUUGCUGUAUGUUCGAUGAGGCGGCGGCUCUAGCGUCCUCUGUUAUCAAGCGAUUGCUUCGAACUUUGAACAGCAGCAAGGGCUGCGAGGGUUCGGAGGAUUUUGAAAACGAUUGGGAUGAUCCGUCGGAAUCAGCUGGGAUGAUUUUUGUGCAAUCCUUGAAACAAUCGCGAAGGACCUCAGAAAUGUGGGAGGAGCUCAAAUUGGUGUUUGGCUCAGUAAAUGCCAUACCUGUUCGAGUUAUCGUCACCGGGGUGUGUUUGCAAAUGUCAGAGAGCCUUUCGACUACAGCUCAAGGCUUUCUUGAAGAAUUUCUAGACAAUUGGUUGUAUGUGGGUGACCGUUAUUAUCCUCGCUCGGUUUCUGUGGGUAGUGCAUCCGACACUGAAAGAUCUUCCCUUAUGUUUCACAUUGGAGUUCAUGAGUAUUUCGAAGUUGUUGAGCUCUAUGUUAUAACACUUCUUGCUAAAACUUUAAAUGACAUGGAUCUUGCUAUAUCUUGGGUGGAGAAAGCCAUGUUGCCUAUUGAGAAGCGUCAGGAGCUUUUAAGGCAAUUAGAGUCCAUAAAUUCUUCGGUCACCAGUUCAUCCCAAAAGUCUAUAUCAACUCAGCUUUCGGAUCAGUUAUUCUCUGAAGACCAAGAACAGUAUAAUGAACAACAACAGCAAAAUAUUGAAUCUAAAUACCUUUCCUCCAGGACGAAUAUUACAGCAAAAGAUGAAAUUCAGAAGCUUUCUCGACAAAGAGCUCCACGCUUUUGGUGGUCUCGUAGCAUCCGGUUAAAAGUAGGCAACACAGAAUUAGUUGUAUCGAAUGGGAAGUUGCUGAUGACUUCUCUUCUGUUGCUUAUGUACUAUUUCACAAGGAAAAAACAGGCUGCCUUGAAGAGGUUUUUUGUUGAGAAAGUCGGGUCCGUAAAGAAGGCUUUGACGGACUUGUGGCAACUCGCGUUUUCGUAUCAAGUGAACCCUCUGGCUGCUGUUCAGACACUGCCUACCCCAACGCGUGGAAACCACUGAUAAGCACUUUUUGGUCGUUUAUAAGGCCAUUAAGAAUUGAAUUUGGAGUUUCAAAUCCUUGUACAUUUUCUGGGCCUUGAUGCCAUAAUUAAGGUUAACUUGAAUAUCCAUAUUACCUGUUAGAUAUUCAUUAUUGCAUAUAUGUUAAAAUUCUCAUAUGAAUACGAAAAUGGCCCGUCACAUAUUUAUUUUUAUUUAUGGCAUACAAGUAUACUUUCUAUGAAGAAUAUGAAAACGUCAG